This is a messenger RNA of Danio rerio (zebrafish), 1411 nucleotides long. Lineage: Eukaryota; Metazoa; Chordata; Actinopteri; Cypriniformes; Danionidae. The record is from RefSeq and is a predicted model, not a curated record.
AUGAAAGGACAGAAAGGAGAGAAGAACAAACUCCUAACAGGAGGAGACUCACUCAUGGCCUAUGAGACAGAGGAUCAGGAGACUCAAUACUGCUUUCCUGACAUCAACUCAUCAUGUGUCAAGAGGAGAAGCUCCAGUCAUGGAUAUAACAUCAUCUAUGUGUUUGUGUCAUUGCUGUCAGCAUGGACUGUGUUUCUGAACCUGCUGGUGAUCAUCUCCAUCUCUCACUUCAAGAAGCUUCACACUCCAACCAACAUGAUUAUUCUCUCUCUGGCUGUAACUGAUCUACUUAUUGGACUCGUCAUGCCUGUAGAGGCCAUCAGACUGAUUGAGACAUGUUGGUAUUUUGGAGACACUUUCUGUGGACUCUAUUUAUUAUUUGUGUCAAUACUUCUCUCAGCAUCGCUUGGUAAUUUAGUUUUAUUAGCUGUUGAUCGUUAUGUGGCUGUGUGUCACCCUCUACAGUACCCACAGAAAAUAACCACCACUAAAACGUUAAUGAGUAUCUGUCUGAGCUGGCUUUGCUUGUCAGCUUAUAAUACUGCCAUUGUAAUUAAUAAUGGAUAUUUUGACUCUUCACGCAGAACAGAUGUGUGUUAUGGUCGGUGUUUAAUCAUGGUGAGUUUUAGCUGGAUAGUCACUGAUCUGUGCAUGUCUUGUAUUUUUCCAUGCACCCUGAUCAUAAUGUUAUAUUUGAGGAUUUUCUUUGUAGUCCAUCAGCAAGUAAAAGUUAUAAAUUCUCUAAUUACAGGUGGUAAAUGUGUAACGGAGGGUUCAGUGCAGAGGAAAUCUGAGAGUAAAGCUGCUCUGACUUUAGGAAUCAUUGUGUCAGUUUAUCUGCUUUGCUAUAUUCCUUACUAUAUCUGCUCUCUAACUGAAAUCCCAUCCACAGCAAUGAAUGUUUUAAUAUGGGCUGUCCAUUCUAACUCAGGUCUGAAUCCUCUGGUUUAUGCUUUGUUUUACCGCUGGUUUAAAAAGACAGCAAAACUCAUCCUUACGUUGGAAAUAUUUCAGCCUGCAUCCUCUUGGAUUAAUAUUUUUACAGAAAAUUAAUUAUUAUUACUUGCAAAGCUGUCACUAAUAAAGAUAGAUAUUAUAAUAUUUAUAUUUGUAAUUUUCCCUACUCAUGUCACAUAGAGCUUAUGUAAACCUGUAAACUUGAUGUUUAGGUAACUUAUGAUGUACUGCUGUAAAAACAAGAUAAAGAUGUGUGACAGUAGUAUCCAUUAUUACCUGUGUGAAUCAGAUAUGGUGUGGGGGUUUGUGCCUCCGCUUGUUUUAUGCUUAAUGUUAUAUAAUAAUAUGCAUAACUGCUAUAAAAAUUAUUUUCGCAAGCAAUAAACACUGUUACGAAAAAAUCACCUGUUUAUUAAUAAUAAACUUUAAACUUGCUUUUUCUGUAUUUAAAAAA